AUGACUUCGCUCUACGACGUCAGCGUCCCCAUUAUCAGGGAGUCGCUGCAGACGGCAUCCUCCAUUCUCCGCAAAGGCGUUAAACAUGCCCAGGCCAACAACAUCUCCGACGCCGACCUCCUCGGCGCGCGCAUCUACACCGACAUGGUGCCCCUGCCGAACCAAAUCCUCAUCCUGCACCGCGUGACGGAGCGCUUUAUUGAAAAAGUCGCGGGCCGCCCUACAAGCACUGACCUCACGGGAGUCUUGUCGCCCUACGAGGGAAACGUUCAGCAUCUGUUUGACCUCUUGGACGAGGCGAUUCGGGAUCUGGACGCCGUUGCCAGAGAGUCCGUCGACGGCAAGGAAGAUUUCGAGUUUACCUUUGAUCUCGCGACGCAGAUCAGAAAAGCAACGGGUGCUAAUUACGUGCAUCGAUACGUUGUACCAUAUAGUAUGUCUUUUCAGCCAUGUGUUGCACACUAA
Molecule: messenger RNA, 465 nt
Organism: Pestalotiopsis fici W106-1
Lineage: Eukaryota; Fungi; Ascomycota; Sordariomycetes; Amphisphaeriales; Sporocadaceae
Exons: 1
Coding region: 1-465 (154 amino acids)
Source: RefSeq, a predicted model, not a curated record